Molecule: messenger RNA, 1504 nt
Organism: Brassica oleracea var. oleracea
Lineage: Eukaryota; Viridiplantae; Streptophyta; Magnoliopsida; Brassicales; Brassicaceae
Product: gibberellin receptor GID1B-like
Exons: 3
Coding region: 291-1406 (371 amino acids)
Biological process (GO): positive regulation of gibberellic acid mediated signaling pathway; floral organ morphogenesis; raffinose family oligosaccharide biosynthetic process
Cellular component (GO): nucleus; cytoplasm
Molecular function (GO): gibberellin binding; hydrolase activity
Source: RefSeq, a predicted model, not a curated record
UAACACUCUCUCUCUCUCUCUCUAGUAGAAGAACAAGAACAACUCUCUCUGCUGCUUGCUGUACUUUGUUAUCUUACUUGUCUCAUUUUUCCUCAAGCUCCUUAUAAAUCUUCUUCUUAUUCUUCUUCAUUUUCCUCUACCUUUUUUUCUUGUCAGCUGAAGAGACCAGAGAGAGAGAGAUUUAAUGGUAUGAGGCCGUUUCACUGAAAUCGAUUCUCCCUAAAAAAUCUUUCUCACCACUUCGAGAUAUAGAGAGAUAAAUUGUAUUUUAAGGAAAAUAGUUUGUGAGGAUGACUAUGGCUGGUGGGAACGAAGUCAACUUAAACGAAUGCAAGAUGAUCAUCAUCAUGGAUUCAUUGAGAAUAGUGCCACUCAACACAUGGGUCCUCAUUUCCAACUUCAAGCUCGCUUACACCCUCCUCCGCCGUCCCGACGGCUCUUUCAACCGCCACCUCGCCGAGUUUCUCGACCGCAAAGUUCCCUCCAACUCUUUCCCCCUCGACGGUGUAUUCUCCUUCGACCACCUCGACUCCACCUCCAACCUUCUCACCAGAAUCUACUUCCCAGCUCCCCUCGAUCCCUCCCGCUACGGCGCCGUCGACUUAACGGAGCCUCUCAGCACGACGGAGAUCGUCCCUGUUCUCAUCUUCUUCCACGGUGGUAGCUUCACUCAUUCCUCCGCCAACAGCGCCAUCUACGACACUUUCUGCCGACGGUUAGUCACUAUCUGCGGCGUUGUUGUCGUUUCUGUUGACUACCGGAGAUCGCCGGAGCAUCGUUACCCUUGCGCUUACGACGACGGGUGGAAUGCUCUCAAAUGGGUCAAGUCCAGAGUCUGGCUUCAGAGUGGUAAAGACUCCAAUGUUUAUGUUUACUUGGCUGGAGAUAGCUCUGGUGGCAACAUUGCUCACAACGUUGCUGUGAGGGCAACCAACGAAGGAGUUAAAGUUCUUGGGAACAUUCUUCUUCAUCCCAUGUUCGGUGGAGUGGAGAGGACUCAGUCCGAGAAGAGACUUGAUGGCAAAUACUUUGUCACUGUUCAAGACCGAGAUUGGUAUUGGAGAGCUUAUCUACCUGAAGGUGAAGAUAGAGAUCAUCCAGCUUGUAAUCCCUUUGGUCCUCGUGGUCAGAGCCUUGAAGGUGUCACCUUCCCCAAGAGUCUUGUUGUUGUUGCUGGUUUGGAUCUUGUUCAGGAUUGGCAAUUGGCUUAUGUCGAUGGUCUCAAGAAGACUGGUCAUGAUGUUAACCUUUUGUAUUUGAAGCAGGCGACCAUUGGGUUUUACUUCUUGCCUAACAAUGAUCACUUUCAUUGUCUUAUGGACGAGUUAAAAAAGUUUGUGCACUCCAUAGAAGAGGAUAGUCAAAAGCAAGCCAAGUCCUAUUCUUCUGAGUCUAUAGCAACAUGAGGGUCUGCUCAUGUUGCUGCAAUAUAUAUAUCUAUGAUGGGUUUUCUUGUACAGUUUCCAAAAGUAUUGUGUAGUGCUAAGUCACGUUUUUAUGUGUU